Messenger RNA from Hydractinia symbiolongicarpus, 2510 nucleotides. Its product is annotated as zinc finger protein 391-like. Gene Ontology annotation, biological process: regulation of transcription by RNA polymerase II; cell fate commitment. Lineage: Eukaryota; Metazoa; Cnidaria; Hydrozoa; Anthoathecata; Hydractiniidae. Gene Ontology annotation, molecular function: RNA polymerase II cis-regulatory region sequence-specific DNA binding; DNA-binding transcription factor activity; histone deacetylase binding. Gene Ontology annotation, cellular component: nucleus; cytoplasm. The record is from RefSeq and is a predicted model, not a curated record. Bases 36 to 1916 code for a protein of 626 amino acids. The transcript is spliced from 4 exons.
UUUUUUACUGCCGUGAUAAUUAGUUUCUACACAAGAUGGCUGAAAAUUCGAUUGAGGACAUUUUCCUAGCAGAAAAAGUUGUGGAUUCAGGAUUUGGACAGCAAGAUGGAAAGAGGUAUUAUAAAAUUAAAUGGGUUCGUUAUACUUGGGAAGCUGAAGACUCCUUGGAUCAUAUGAAAGAAUUAUUGGAUUUAUUUUGGUCGGAGCACAGUGGAGUACAAAAUGGUAAAGAUAAAAGUACCACAGGGGAAAGUGUUGAACAAGAGAAGAAUAAAAAUAAGUCUGAGGGUAAUGCGUCUGAGGUGAAUUCUGCCAAAGCAGAUGAAGUAGAAGAGACUAAUCCUGAAAGUGGUCUUGCUGUGAGUGUUUUGUUAAAAGAAGACGACAACAGUCAAAUGCAAGCUAUGCCCGUGUCUACAGAUGUAGAUAGUUUAACACAUUCAAUUACCCAAAGUAUAUCAUCGACUGUGGACGACAGUAACUUGGCGUCUAAAGUCGUGAAGUAUAUAACUUUACAGAAGCAUACGUGCGAUGUGUGUCUACGUUCUUACGGAUCCGCCCAAUCCUUAAAAACGCACAUUAAAUCACAUCACCAAGAAAAAUCCUUCCAGUGUGAAACAUGCCUUAAGAGCUUUUCAGAACGGUCAACUUUAAAACGCCACAUGUAUAUUCAUUUGGAAGAAAAACCAUUUAAAUGCGACCACUGUGAGAGAGCCUUUAGCGAUAAAUCCACACUGAGAAGACAUAUCAUCACACACACUGGCGCAAAAAGAUUCCAGUGUCCUAGUUGUAACAAGCGAUUUACACGCAACGAACACUUGCGACAACAUAUGUACAUUCACACUGCGGAAAAGUUGUACAAGUGCGAAGUGUGUAAUAAAGAUUUUCGGCAGCGUUCCACACUUAAAAAUCACAUGUUGUUGCACCGUGCUGAGAAUGGCUACAAAUGCGAUUCGUGCGGGGCGUUGUUUUCCCGCCAACAACAGUAUGAUAAGCAUGUGUUAUGGUGCAAUGGAAGUUUAGAGGGCGGCUUUAAGUGUGAUCUUUGUGAUAAACCUUUUCAGGAUCGCAAUAGUUUAAAGCGGCAUAUCCUAAUUCAUUCUGGCGAACGUCCAUUCAAGUGUGACCAUUGCGAUCAGUCGUUUAAUGAUCGCUCCAUACUUCGUCGACACGUGUUCACACACAUUGAGAAAAAACCUUUUCAAUGUCAACUUUGUCGUAAAGAAUUUAUACGUAAAGCUUCUCUUGUUUCGCACUUGUCGUCGCAACAUGCUGGAGAAGCCGGGCAACCUGUUUACGAGUUGGUCCAAUCAUUAGGCUAUAACUUAAAUGAAGGUAUUUCAUUGGAUAACGAGACGCUCAAUCAGCAAGUUCGAUUUGUUAUUCAGGAACCAAAUGCAACCGAAAACCCGAUUAGCCAAGUUGAAGUUUCGUCCGUUGAGAAUGAUGGUGUUUCCAUGCUCGCCCACGCUGUUUGUGAUAUUCCGCCAACUGUUUUAACGAGUAUGGAAAAUAAACCGGAUGUCGAAGAAAAUAAUAUAGACCAAAACCAAGAGAUACAGAUGCAAAUGGACGAAGACCUGCAACCAGGAGAUAACCAGUUACUACAAGUCCAAAUUAUUCAAAUGGACGAUGGAAACCAGUUCGUACAAUCCAUACAAGCUAUAGUUCAGGAACACGACGAAGAAACUUUCGAACAUUCAGAUUUAGUUGUGACUGAAAACAUUGUAGUGGAACAAGCAUCCAUUGAAAGGAGACAGACACCCCAGGAAGAGAACACUGAUCAAUCUCUACCUGAUGAUCAUCCUUUGUCUGAUGCAGAAGCAGAUCAAGAAGUUUCGGCCGCAAUAAGUGAUACCCUGGUUUCUACGAGUGAUGAUUAUAGUGAAAAAAAUAUGGACAUUGAAAGUGUUUAAAACGGAGAGUGACCGCAUAACCAUAUACACCGCAAAAGCUUGAUCAAACGCGUCCAUGAUUAAAUACACCAGCCUUAAAUAAAUCCCUGGCAAAAAUUUUUAAUUUUAAUUAACGUCGGGACCCUGCAAUUACCGAUGCGAACGCCGACCUGUAAACAAAAGUGAUUCGCGUCGGCAAAUGUUUGCCGAUAGUUAUUGUUAUAAUGAACUCUGCCUUACAUAAACACCCCUUGGAAACGCCCAGAGGUUUUUUGUGUGCGCGUUUACGAUAUAAGUAGAUGUAUUUUUUUCAUGCGUAUGCGCUUCAUAUUUUUUCUUCCUUUAAACAUGCUGGUUCAGAAAGGUAAAAUUAUCUGUAAUUUCAUGCGUCGUCUCAUUUGUUACUUACUUCAUUUUCUUACGUCACAAUGUUAAUUUUAUAUUCUGUAUGUCAAACAAACCUUAUAAUAUCCAUUCUGAAAAAAUAGAGUUAAUUUAUAAUUCUUGACUUUUGAAUGUGUGCGCCACCCUACCGCGUUUGGACGUUUUUAAAGAAACUAAGGUUGAGAACAUGAGUAGUUGUAACUGCUAACUCGCGAAAUUGCGAAAAAAAGC